AUGUCGGACCGAGCAAAGAAAGAAAGAAAUUCCUUUUAUUCCAUAUCUAUCUAUCUAUCUAUCAUUUAUCUAUCCUAUCUAUCCAUCCAUCAUCCAUCAUCUAUCACAGCGUGUGUUCAUAUCUAUCUAUUUAUCUAUCCAUCUAUCCAUCUAUCCAUCUAUCUAUCCCAGAAACGUGUUCAUAAUCAUCUAUCUAUCUAUCUAUCUAUUUAUCGAUCCAUCUAUCCAUCUAUCUAUCUCAUAAUGUUCAAAUUAGAUCAUCUAUCUAUCCAUCCAUCUAUCCAUCUAUCUAUCUAUCUCAGCGUCUUCACAUCUAUCUAUCUAUUCAUCUAUCUAUCCAUUCAUCUAUCUAUCUAUCUAUCUCUUCAUGUUCAUAUUUAUCUAUGCUUAUCAGCAUCUAUCUAUCUAUCUAUCUAUCUAUCUCAGCGUGUUCAUAUCUAUCUAUCUAUCUAUCUAUCUCGCUCUGUUCAUACCUAUUUAUCUAUGCGCAUUAGCAUCUAUCUAUCUAUCUAUCUAUCUAUCUAUCUAUCUAUCUAUCUAUCUAUCUAUCUAUGUUUGUUUCACGUUUUAUCUAGGCCGCAUCACCGGUUCUUGAAAUAUUCAAAAUGGUUUGAUUCCUUUCGGACAGACCGCAAUCCAUCAAUACAACGUGCAGCAGAGAAGACAAUAAAAUUCAGUUGGUUGCUGCCGCUCAAAGUAAUCUCCCUUGACAGCCGUCUGCGUGUGACUUGUCUGAAUGAAUUACGACUCGGUCCUAGCCAAGACGCAAACGUCCCCGGCGUAAUAAUUUACACUGUCUGUGAAACGAUGCGUUGGCAGCUGUAUCCUUCCGCCGGGGCUUUAUAUCGAAGUGACAUUGAUGAGAAAAGAAAUGGUGUCGUGAACGGUCUUCUUUUUUUUUCUUUUUUUUUCGCCUUCUUCCACGAUGAUAUUUUGCAAUGA
Messenger RNA from Acanthosepion pharaonis, 942 nucleotides. The record is from the annotation of a GenBank genome assembly. Lineage: Eukaryota; Metazoa; Mollusca; Cephalopoda; Sepiida; Sepiidae.